GAUUUUCUAGUCCAAUUCCCAGAAUGAGCCCAUCUGCAAAUUCCCCUGCUGUUCGCACUGCAGAUCAUACACCAGUUUCUGCAAGUCCUUCAACAGAAGCAGAAAACCUUCCCUCCAAAGAUUCGGGUCCUAAGCAGGAGUUGGUCAACUAUCCAUACGAUCGGGUAAAAAUCAACUCAAACAAUCCGGUUCCAGAUAUAGACAUUACAAAGAGAGAGGCCUAUCUAUCCGAAGAAGAGUUCCAAGAGAAAUUUGCCAUGCCGAAAAGAGCUUUUUACCAACUUCCGAGAUGGAAACAAAACAAACUAAAGAUGUCCCUCUUUCUCUUCUAAAUUUUAUAAUAAUGAAUGCUUUGUAAUAAGGUCUAAUGUGUAGUUAAGCGUGAUUGAACGAGAGUAGUAUUAGAAUGAAUGAAUAUAUUGUAACUCAUUUGUUGUUCGUAUGUUUUGAUGCUUACAAUGUAUCCGAGACCCAAAGAUGACAAAACUGAUGUGGUUUGAGUAAACUUAAAUUCAAAUUCAGUGUAAGAACAGAUUUAUUAUAGAACAUUUGUUUGUAUUUGUGAUCA
This is a messenger RNA of Erigeron canadensis, 568 nucleotides long. Its product is annotated as villin-5-like. The record is from RefSeq and is a predicted model, not a curated record. NCBI's taxonomy places the organism in Eukaryota, Viridiplantae, Streptophyta, Magnoliopsida, Asterales, Asteraceae. Gene Ontology annotation, molecular function: actin binding. Bases 24 to 332 code for a protein of 102 amino acids. The transcript is spliced from 3 exons. Gene Ontology annotation, biological process: cytoskeleton organization.